Molecule: messenger RNA, 2940 nt
Organism: Plasmodium knowlesi strain H
Lineage: Eukaryota; Apicomplexa; Aconoidasida; Haemosporida; Plasmodiidae
Product: mitochondrial intermediate peptidase, putative
Exons: 2
Coding region: 1-2940 (979 amino acids)
Biological process (GO): proteolysis; peptide metabolic process
Cellular component (GO): mitochondrion
Molecular function (GO): metalloendopeptidase activity
Source: RefSeq, a predicted model, not a curated record
AUGAUGAACCGCAGAUCUUGUCAGCUGGUCGAGGCGGUGUGUAGUGGGACGACACUUGAAGGUAUAAAAUGGUGCGCUACUUCUAGAAAAGUUCGUAGCUCCUUUUUGAGGAGAUUCCCUGGGGGGACAUCCCGUAGAAAUUUCUUCUUCAAAAAGGAGAGCGAAAAAACAGGAGAAACGACAAAUUUUCUGGCAAAACUGAAUUUAAAAAAUUUUGUAAAAAAAGGAAGAAAUGGGGGAGGGAUAAUCUACUCGGAGGAUGGGGAUCGAAGGAAGGAGAAUUACAAUUGCCAAUCGUUAGGCCAAAAGAGUAAGGAGCAUCUUGAAAAUGUAGACACGCUAAGUGAAGGUGAUGUAGAAAGAAUAGAUAAAAUUCUUGCAGAGUUAACCAGAGUAACAAAACAGACAAAUGGAAAGGGGCACCUGCUAGAACUGAUUGGAUUAACAAGCAGCGGAGAAAAUGUCAUACAAGCCAGCCUCGUCUGCAUAAAUACAUGCGAUAGUAUACUAAAGAAAAUGUGCAAAGAGCAAAAUAUUUUCAAAAUUAUCAACAUGGUAGAUACAGUUUCAAAUAACUUAUGCAAAUUAGGAGAUGCACUGGAAUUGCUCAGAAAUCUACACACUAACCAAGGGGUAAUGGCCAAGGCACAUGAGGCUUUGGAGAAGCUGACCACGUAUAUUGACGUAAUUAAUAUUGAUGAAAAAAUUUACCAUUUUUUAAAAACGAAAUAUGAAGAGCAUGCACAUGCGUUGGAUCGGGAGCACGCAGAAGUUCUGCUCAACAUGAUAAUGUCCAUGGAAAAUCAGGGGGUCCAUAUAAAGGAUAGGAAGCAGAGACAAGAAUAUUUGGAACUCCAGGCACAAGAAAAAUAUAUUUCCUUUCAUGCUACAUCGAAUGUCGGAAAUGAGUAUGACGGUGUGUUCAUACAAAAGAGGAGACUCCUACCUUUUAUCGAUGAGGAGGUUAUACAUAAUUACGAGAAAAAAAUAAAACCUUUUAUUGAAAGUGGUAAAGUAAAGAAAAAUAACACACAUGAAAAUUACGAUUCAGCUGAAUGGAUAUUUCUCCUCCAGGACAGCUCGUUCAUCAUGACGGUGCUUGAAAAUGUCCCUGAUGAAGAAGUAGCAAGGAACGCCCAUGCGCUACUGAAGAAGCCAAACCAGACAUUCCUAAAAAACAUACUGGUGUUGCAGUAUUAUAGAAAUAUGCUAACUCAAUUUCGAAAUUUUAGAAACUUCAGUGAAUACUCUCUAAAAAAUUGCAUUCUAAACAGCCCGGAGAAGGUGCACUAUUUUUUGAGGAAUUUUUUUAAUACUGUUUUGCCCCACUUUUUUGAAGAGCUGCGUUUUGUGGAAAGGUACAUCGACGCGACUUCAUCCAGAGGGGAAAGGACGAUGACGAGACAUCUCGAGGGGGGUGCAGUAUACUGUGCGGGGGAAGGCACCUCAGAAAAGGUCUCUGGAAAUACGUUAGAACACCACACGCAGUGGUUCAACGGAGCUGAUAAGCACCCACGCAGUAUGGACGGAGGAGGGAGGCGCCCCAAGCUAACCCCGGAAAAUAUGUUCUACUACAUGAACGAAAUACGGAAGGAGAAGCUCAAAGAGAUCGAGGCGGAAAUGAAAAAUCGAUUGACUCUGUAUCAGGUUAUUCGUUUUGUCGUAAAGCUCUUGAAGGAUUCCUACGCUCUGGAGAUGGUGAACGUUGCACCGUUGCCGAACGAACUGUGGGACGAGAGCAUAUUAAAAUUUGAAAUAAGGGACGGGAGUUACACUUACGGGUAUUUAUAUAUGGAUCUUUUCGAGCGCGAAAACAAGAACCACUCAAUUGCUCAAUACACCGUUCGGUGCUCCAAGAAUAUGAACGCCUGCUUGAAGCACCAGUGGUUUGAGGAAAGCGCGCGAGAGUUCCCCUUCUUCUACGCGGGCAUCGUGCGAGACGGCAUGGACAACAAUAAAGCCAGCGGAACAACCCACGACACGCCCAACUGGCCAUCUGUUGGGCGAACCCAUGAACAAGCAUACCGACAAACCACAUCCACCUUCCUUGUGUGCAACUUCAGUACAAAAUUGAGCGCCCCGGAUGGACAAGGCGCCUCCGCGAGUGCCCCCCCUCAGGAUAACCUCUUCAUAAAUGAAAAAAUAGCCUACUCACUUGGAAGAAUAAAAAUGUCCAUCGACAAGGUAAACAUGUUUCUACACGAAUUUGGACACACCCUCCACUGCAUACUGAGCUCGACAUAUCUGCAGCAUCUGUCAGGAAAUAGAGGUGGCGUAGAUUUCUCAGAAUUCACAUCUCAUUUUUUCGAGGAAUAUUUAAACAGUUACGAUGCGUUGUUGCAACUAUAUGGAGAAAAUGGAAAAGAAACAAGCCAUAGCCGCGAGAAGACCGAAAGAAUGAUAAAAAGUUAUUUGGAUAGCAAAAAUAUUCUCUGCUAUUAUUCCAUCAUGCAGGUGACGAUUCAGUCCAUCAUUGAUCAGAUUUUUUAUUGUCUAUCGGACAAAUCCAGUUGCAUUACUGAGCGAAAUGAAUUAAUUGAGAAAAAAAUAAAUGAGUACUUCUCCGGGGUCUACUACAAGGAUAUAUUUAUACUGGACUUAUUUCCCCAGAUCCAUUUUUCCAAAACGACACAUCUCGUCCAUUAUCCUGCCAAUUAUUUCUGCUACCUGUACUGCUCCGUGCUGUCCAAGUAUGUUUGGGAGCGCACAUUCAAGAGGGAUUUGAUGAAUCCGAGGAAGGGUGCCGAACUUGUGAACUUCAUGCGCGGGGGCUCGGUCGACUCCAGCUUAAGAAACAUCAUUGCAUUGGUGGAAGGUGACUCGGAGAAGGUUCAGUACUACACGGAAAAUCCGCAACACCUGCCACUUGAAGAUUAUUUGAAACAUUACUCGGGGAAAAACAAGAGCGAGGAAUACAACACCUUUUUGGAGGCCCUUUAA